CUCUCUUCUUCAUUCACUAUUCGGUUCCUUCUUUGUCCAUGUGAAAUUGAUUAAUCAAUUAGUGGAAAUGUCUAAAGGUGAUCAUGUUGAUAAACUUUGUUUAAAAAAACGUGUCUUCUACUUUGAUAUUAAAACAUCUCAAAACCGCAAUAAAUUGAAAAAUUAUAUUACACGAUUAGGAGGGACUGUUGGUGAGUUUCUUGAUAGCAGAGUCAAAUAUUUAAUAACUGAUCGAAAUCCUAAAGAUUGGCCUGUAAAGGAUAAAAAUUUAAACAAUCAUGAGCCAUCUCAAACACCAGAAACACCUAGCAAUAGAGUUUCCGAUUUAUUGCCUCGAGGUAGACAAUUGGCUCUUAGAGCAAGUGCACAACCAUCAAUUAAUUGCAUAAAUCAACAAUCAUCAAAAGCAAUCACUGAUCCUAUUGAAAUUGCAUAUCGUCGUGGCAUAAAAAUAUUGGAAGCUCAAGCUGUAUUAGAUUUUUGUUCAAUACAACUUCGUCAAUUAGAAAAUCCAAGCUGUGAUACACCCAAAGCAUCUCCUCGAAUUCCUAGAGCAACUGUAAGACAAUUUAAAGGAGCUUUCAUAAAACUUGAAGAUGUCGAGCAAAGAUAUCGACCAUCAGCAAAAGAAUUUAAGGAAUGGCCAAAAAUUUAUUUUGAUGCUGAUCCAUUCAUGUGUCCAUUUUUACCGCCAUCCAAAGUGAAAAAGUAUUCAGAAAAUAAUGAUGUAAAUGUUGCUAAUACGGUAGAAACAGGAGGGAUGACUGGCAAUGAAAAUAAUAAUAAUAAUAAUAAUAAUAACAAUAAUAAUAAUCACAUCAACAAUCAACAUCAACAUCAACCAAAGCAUACUGCUACUGCCAAUACAAUUUCUAGUAAAAUACCUGUUACUCCUGAUAUGCGUGGUAAUUAUACAAUGAAUACAAAAACUUUCGAAGGAUUGGGUAUACAGACACCAAAAGCUAGUACAAAUGCAACAAAUGAUUUUAGAGAAAUGAAUCGACCUACACCAUUAAGAAAACAGAAUGCAUUACAAUACUGUGAAAUUUGUGGAAUAACAUUUAAAAGUAUUCAAGAACAUAUCAACUCUGCAACACAUCAAAGUCAUCUUAAACAAAAGGAAAAUUUUAAAGAUUUGUUUAGUGUAAUUAAAUCUCUUCCCAAAUGGAGUGAUAUUGGCCAAGACAAUGAUGAAACCGCAACUCCUAUUGAUGAUAAUGAUUGCGGUGAUUUUAUCCAAUAUCCAAAUUAUCCAAACUAUCCAAGUUUAACACCACCAUCAAUGCCAUCAACAACAAUCACAUUAACUCCUUGUUCUACUGUCAAAGCUGUCGGGGGCAAUACAAAUGCAACUAAAGGAAGCUUUUUACCCUUGCAUGAUUAUAUUAACAGUAAUAAUAAUAAUAACAAUAGUAAGAAUAAUAGUUUUAAAGUAGAAGAAGUUAAAUCAUUAACACCAGCUUUUAAAAUGAGGCAAGUAAAUAUACUAGGAAAUCUUAACAAUAACAAUAAUCUGAGCAAUAUCGCAAACAACAUAAACAUUAAGAGUACCUCUAAUUUUAAAAUUUUUAAUUUCAGUUAUAGUUACAGCAAUAGUAAUAGUAAAAAUGUUACUGAUGUAAUGAAUGCAAGUAAACAAGAAAAUUGUAAAAUUGUUAAUGAACCUAGAAAUAUUAACAAUUUUGAGCAAUUAUUCAGUGAUGACGAUGAAAAUAUUAAUGAAGAUGAAAUUGAAGCUUCUUGUUUUACACCACCAUUAAUACCUCCAUUAUUAUAUCCUGAGCUUGACAUUCCCGAGGAAAUUUUACGACAAAAAACAAACACUAUUAGAAAUAAUAAUGAUGGUUAUGCUGAUGGCGAUCAUGAUGAUAAUGCUUACUCUCUCCGAGUUUUAGAUAUCAACUUCACUCUUUCAUAAUCUCUGCCCACUGCCAAUGUUUCAUUCAAGGGAAAUAUGGAAAAGCGUCUGAAGCAUAUCAAAACAGUCAAUGUUGUCAAAUGCAAAUCCAUUGAGUCUUUCUAAUUGUUGUCCAACAAUUCCAAAUGGAUCAAUUUCUUUCAAUACCUAAAAUUUCAUUUAUUUAUUUGAAAUCAUCCACUGCCAUCUAAUAUUUAUAAAGAUCUCAAUUGACUUAUGCAUUGUAAGUGAAUAAAUUUACUUAUUGUUA
This is a messenger RNA of Tetranychus urticae (two-spotted spider mite), 2168 nucleotides long. RefSeq lists its product as uncharacterized. The record is from RefSeq and is a predicted model, not a curated record. Gene Ontology annotation, biological process: positive regulation of nuclear cell cycle DNA replication; regulation of cell cycle phase transition. Gene Ontology annotation, molecular function: zinc ion binding; protein serine/threonine kinase activator activity; nucleic acid binding. NCBI's taxonomy places the organism in Eukaryota, Metazoa, Arthropoda, Arachnida, Trombidiformes, Tetranychidae. Gene Ontology annotation, cellular component: Dbf4-dependent protein kinase complex.